Molecule: messenger RNA, 1824 nt
Organism: Fukomys damarensis (Damara mole-rat)
Lineage: Eukaryota; Metazoa; Chordata; Mammalia; Rodentia; Bathyergidae
Gene: Rnaseh2b
Product: ribonuclease H2 subunit B
Exons: 10
Coding region: 27-869 (280 amino acids)
Biological process (GO): ribonucleotide metabolic process; RNA catabolic process
Cellular component (GO): ribonuclease H2 complex; nucleoplasm
Source: RefSeq, a predicted model, not a curated record
AAUAUUUAAAAGAUGCUUCAAAGAAAAUGAAAAAUGGCCUUAUGUUUAUAAAAUUGGUAAACCCAUGCUCAGGGGAAGGAGCCAUUUACUUAUUUAAUAUGUGUCUGAAGCAGCUGUUGGAAAUCAAAGUUUUCAAGGAAAAACACCAUUCCUGGUUUAUAAAUGAAUCAGUUCAGUCAGGAGGUUUCCUUCACUUUGCUACACCCAUGGACCCUCUGUUUCUGCUCCUGCAUUACCUCAUAAAAGCUGGCAAAGAGGGAAAAUUUCAGCCGCUAGAUCAAGUUGUGAUGGAUGAUGUGUUUCCAAAUUGCAUCUUGUUGCUGAAACUUCCUGAACUUGAGAAGUCACUUCGUCAUGUAACGGAAGAAAAAGAAAUAGACAACAAGAAAUAUUACAAGUACAGCAAAGAGAAGACAUUAAAGUGGCUGGAAAAAAAGGUUAAUCAAACCGUGGGAGCAUUAAAAGCCAAUCAUGUCAAUGUGAGUGCCCGGGUACAGUCAGCUGCAUUUCUCUCCACUGACCAGAUUUCCAGUGACAAGGAAGAGGAUUUUAUUCAUUAUGCCCAUGGUCUGAUAUCUGAUUACAUCCCUAAAGAAUUAAGUGAUGACUUAGCUAAAUACUUAAAGCUUCCAGAAACUUCAGCUCAAAUGCCAAAUCCUCCAUCAAAGAGACUAAAGAUGUCAGAUGAGCCCGUAAAAGCAAAAGAAGACUACACUAAGUUUAACACUGAAGAUCUGAAGAUGGAAAAGCAGAAAAAUAGCAAAAUGACUGCAGCUCAGAAGGCUUUGGCUAAAGUUGACAAGACUGGCAUGAAAAGUAUUGAUGCCUUUUUUGGUGUAAAAAAUAAAAAGAAAAUUGAAAAGAUUUGAAAAUAAAGUUAAUAAAGAAAAAAAAAACCCACUCAAACAAACAUACAAAACCAUUUUGCUUUUUACAUGUUCCAUUUCACCCUUCCUCUGUAUGACUGUAUUUCCUGAUCCUUAAUCACCAUUUUAUGGGGAGGGGGGUCAGGGGUCAGAUUCCUUUGAACAUUGCUUUGGAUUUGAAUUUUGUGUUUCUGAACAAAAUAUGGGAAAGUAAUUGUGUAAUUUCAUGGCUGUGACCUUUUGAGUCUAACAGUGAAAAGUAAUAGCAUCACUGAAUCCUCAAUAAACUGACCCUUGACAACAUUUAAGUUUAUUGACCAUUAUUUUAUGCAACUUUGCUUUACAGUAGCUUUAGCAAAAUGGUUUUCAGAAUACUGAGAGAAACAGUAACAAAAGUCACAGGUAAAUUGCUACGUUUUGAAAUAUGUUAGUUUUUAUAAUGUUAUUCCCUUUUUAGUAAUACAUGUUCUUUGUAGAAAAAUAGAAAAAUAAAACCAAAUUUGUAGUGCCUUACUGUCACUGGGCUGGGUCUCAAGUCUCCAAGGCUGAAAUAAUGAAUGCAUCCCACUCUUUUAAAAUGAGUAGAUAGGUUUGCUGACUCUCAUCAAGGAAAAAGAAUUUUUAAUAUACCAGUAAAAAAGACACAAGGGAUUUAUUGGGGUAUAUUCAAAGAAUGGAGUGUGGAUGUUCAGAGAAGUGAGAACAUGUUACAGGCUGCAGUGGGGUACAUUUAAGGGCUGUCUUUAAGAUGGGCAAUCUAGGAUGUGUAUUUUCACUGUCAGGCUAUAGUACAGAUACAGUAAGUGUUUGAAGUUGAGCUAUGCUGCCCACUAAUGUGCUUUUUAGGGUGGAGGAAGACAAUUUGUAUGUGAAAAGGACAGGUCUAUGCCUGGAAUUUACAGAGUAUUGUAAAAGAACCUGUAGGGGGGACAUUUUUCACCUUCAUUGUAUGAGCAUU